CCGAGAGAGUAGAAAUGCAGCAGAAUACCGGAUAUCCUGUCAUUCAGGUUCGGCACGUGGAUACCAUUACAAGCAGCCCUAACCCUCAUUAGACCGUCUCUUUCCUCCGAACGCGUGAAGACAGGGAGGAGAAGCGGAGAAAGCUGGAAAGCAGAGGAGACGGACCGGCAGACUUCCAUCCUCACCUUCGCUCUUUGAUCAACCGACUGAUUUAAGAAGCCCCAGAGAAAAGAUGGGGCUGACAUUUACGAAGCUCUUCAGCCGGCUUUUUGCCAAGAAGGAAAUGAGGAUUCUCAUGGUUGGGCUUGAUGCUGCUGGUAAGACGACAAUUCUUUACAAGCUUAAGCUCGGAGAGAUCGUCACUACCAUUCCUACCAUUGGAUUCAAUGUCGAGACUGUAGAGUACAAGAACAUUAGCUUCACUGUCUGGGAUGUUGGGGGUCAGGACAAGAUCCGACCAUUGUGGAGGCACUAUUUCCAAAAUACCCAGGGCCUUAUCUUCGUUGUAGAUAGCAAUGACAGAGAUCGUGUUAUUGAGGCAAGGGACGAGCUCCAUAGAAUGCUUAAUGAGGAUGAGCUUCGAGAUGCUGUUCUUCUAGUGUUCGCAAACAAACAAGAUCUUCCAAAUGCAAUGAAUGCUGCUGAAAUCACUGAUAAACUUGGUCUUCAUUCCCUUCGUCAGCGACAUUGGUACAUCCAGAGUACCUGUGCUACUUCCGGUGAGGGACUGUAUGAGGGGCUUGAUUGGCUCUCUAGCAACAUUGCCAACAAGGGUUAAAGCUUUUGCGAGAUCUCUAGAUGGAGGAACGGGGAGGGUUGCAUCUCUAAAAUUGUGUUUGAGUUUGGUGGUGAGUGUUAAGUCUCGGAUUAUUGAACUUGGUAAAUGGUUUUGUUAAAUGCGCAUGGUGUCUUUAUAAAUUUGUACUCCUAUGGCACUAAAAAAAGGCUUCAGCUUGCUCAAGUAAAAAUCUAUAUAUUUUUCCCCUCUUUUAUUCA
Molecule: messenger RNA, 996 nt
Organism: Phalaenopsis equestris
Lineage: Eukaryota; Viridiplantae; Streptophyta; Magnoliopsida; Asparagales; Orchidaceae
Product: ADP-ribosylation factor 2-like
Exons: 7
Coding region: 233-778 (181 amino acids)
Biological process (GO): vesicle-mediated transport; intracellular protein transport
Cellular component (GO): cytoplasm
Molecular function (GO): GTP binding; GTPase activity
Source: RefSeq, a predicted model, not a curated record